AUGGGUGGCCACCGGCGAGACCAAAGCGACAGCAAUGUUCCUCUUCGUCCGGUAUCAGAAUCGGGAGCCGAAACUAAUGAAUCCAUGCAGAUGACGCCUAACCCAUCUUUGAAUUCGGUGGUGUCGACUCGCGGUAUGGGAAUUUGCAAUGGUGUUUCGAUUAAUAUCGAUCCGAUCGACCCGGAACCAUCAUCGAUGCGUUUGGAAAAAGCAAUCGAACAUCAAGGCAUGUUCAGCAAUAGCGAGAGUUCUGAAGGGCUGAAGACGUUCACCGCAUUUCUGUGUUUGAUGCUCUCAGCAUUUCUCAAUUUCUUCCUUCUGACGGUUAUCCAUGAUGUCGUUCCGAGAGAGCCGCUUCCUGAUCUCACUUUCAUGAUUAUUCCGCAACAGCGAUGGGCUUGGAGUGUUGGAGACGUUCUUUCGACAUUGAGCUCGGUCAUAGCGUUCACCAUCAUUUUCCUUCAUCAUAAGCGUUGGGUCGUUUUGCGACGCACAUUUUUGUUGGGAGCAAUUAUGUACGGAUUACGUGCCGUAAUACUCGGCGUCACAUUUUUGCCGCCGUCGUUUCACAACCGUGACGAGAUUUGUCAGCCGCAGGUGAAUCGCACCGCCAUGUAUGGCAUGGAAAUCGCAACCAGGUUUUUGACAUACGUCAUUACAUUGGGAUUGACCUCUGGCCAGGAGAAGAUCCUCUGCGGUGAUUUGAUGUUCAGCGGGCACACGGUGGUCCUCACAAUCAUGUACUUCGUACAACUGCAAUACACACCAAGAGGGCUUGUUCUAUUGAGAUACAUUGCGGCGCCGAUCACAUUUCUCGGAAUUAGUGCACUUGUCGUAUCCGGCGGUCAUUAUACAAUGGAUGUGUUGAUUGCCUACUGGUUAACGAGCCACGUCUUCUGGUCGUAUCAUCAAGUUUUCGAGAUGAAAAAAGAGGAGAGGACUAAUGCGCCAUUGAGCCGCCUUUGGUGGUUCUGGUUGUGCUAUUGGUUUGAAGCGGAUGUUAGAGAUGGCAAAUUGACAAAUGAAUGGAAUUGGCCAUUUGAGGGACCUGAAAAGAUGCAUCACAUCAUGGAUGAAAUUAACCGAAGGCUUCAAUAG
Caenorhabditis bovis is the source of this 1098-nucleotide messenger RNA. The record is from the annotation of a GenBank genome assembly. NCBI's taxonomy places the organism in Eukaryota, Metazoa, Nematoda, Chromadorea, Rhabditida, Rhabditidae.